AUGAGCCUGCUUGAUUCGACUUCUUCUCUUCCGUCGAACAGUAGCAAUAACAACACCAGCACGAACCAGACCAACACCGACAACCCACAUAACGAUACCAACACCCUUUCAACCUCGCUCUCUGACCCGACCCCACCAGUGAGCAAGGAUGCCGACCUCUCGACAACUCUGAGCCUGCGUCUAUCCGACUCCGAGCCAGCAGCCACAACGACUACAACAGCCCCACUAGGAUCUGGACUGGAGACUUCCCAUCUUGCCAGCAGUAACAGUUCGACCAGCAACAGCAGUGCCAUUAAUAUGACUGGUUUGCUGAUCUCCAACCAGUCAAACUCGUCCACCACAGCAACCAGCGAUGUACGUCCCCUCCAGGGCAUCGCAGAGUCAUCCUCCAGCGUCCGCAACUUCAAGGUCCUUUACGACCCCUUCCUGGAUGCCAGUAAAACAAAGAACACUGGGAUAAUGUGCCGCUAUCAGGAUGAUUUGACAGAGGAGGACAGGAGCGACCCUGUAGAUCCAAGGCAAAUGGCUGCCAACUACAGCUACCUCAUCUCCAAAACCAGGAGAGCAUUCAAAGGCACACUCACUCCCGUCCGUCUUGAGCUACAGUUGCCCGAUCAACGCUCACACAAGAUUCUCUUAUCUCAAAUGUCAACGCAGCGCGAUAGCAACUCAAUCGUUCAUCAUGGAGUUUUAAUCUCCCACUUGGCCUUUUCCACAACAGCUCUGGACCUGGAGAUCUUGUUUGCAGGAUGCGGCAACAUUUUGGACAUCAUCAUUGAGCGACAUCCUGCAACAGGGACAGGACUGGGAUUCGGACGUGUAGUGUUUGCAGAACCAGACGCAGAGGCUGCUGUCAAGAAGGCCGUCGAAACCUUACAUGGCAAACAAAUGGAGCGCGGACCUUUGAAGGUGAUCUCGGAUGGCGGCGGCACAAAGUUCAGGAAGGCAAAGGCCAACGUCGCUGCCAGGAUUGAGGCCGCCAAAGCGAAAGCAGUCCUUGCCGAAUCCAACCACGACCAAGACAACUACACCAACGACGAUGACAUGGAAAUUGACGACGCAUCGACCCCUCCACCCAGUGGAAUUCUCUCUCCAACGGCGACGUUGCCGUAUGCAGGUUCUACAGGAUCACAACCCGUCUUCGCCUCUACGGCUCCUGGAGCGCAUGCAAGCCAAACAGCUGCAUCAUCACCUUCUAUACCCUCAUCCUCAUCAGCAUCCAAACCUAAUCAGUCGUCCAGCAGUGGAACCCCAGCAUCGUCCACUCGGCGGAUACCCCACCCACUUCCACCCACACCUCGCACUCGCAUUCCAUUGCCGCCCAUCCCUCCACCAGAACUGCAUCAAGUGAGAGGCAACAAGCCCCUCCAUAAGGAAGAUGGAGAGGUUGAGGAUGCUGCUGGAAGAGCAAAACCGUCUGGAACAACUGCCACCCCAGCUGCUACCACAACCACAACAAGGACGGCGCCACCUGCAUCUCGACGGGAAUGGGAAAUAGGAGCUGAUCCUCAUGGUCCGCCCAACGAUGGUUACAGGACUCUACCAAAAGCACGCGACAUCGAUUCUUAUCGACCUGGCAUGGCGCCUCCCAUGCUCCUUUCUGCAGUAUCUCUGAGCCGAUCGGAUUGGAUGGGCCCUGGAAGUCUGGCAUCUGGAGCCCUUCCCAGAGACGAGUUCUACGAUCGAUACUUUGACGACAUGCCUUUUCCACUCGACCGGUACGAUCGGUAUCCUGGCAGGAGGCGUUCGAGUCGUAGUCGGAGCAGGAGCUGGUCAAGAAGCAGAAGUAGAGACCGGAGUCCAAGUCCCCCUAUGUGGGGAAUGGACCCUGGUCAUCAUUCCAGGCGAGGUCGGAUGCACAAUGAGAAGCGCGGAUCGGCCUUUGAAGACGACAACUCUGGAUGGCAGCGUGACCUGGCCUGUCUCAUCAUUAACAGAGACUGCCUUCCUUUCCACAGAAUCUCGAUCGAGGACAUGAAGCGGGAGUUUGACAAGUUUGGCCCUGAACGGGUUGUGCGACAUGGAGAGAACUGGUACAUCCGUUUCGUUUCGUUGGCGCAAGCAAGGAGAUGUCAUGUUGUCCUGGACCAGAAGCCUUUGCUGGGCCAAAAGAUUACCAUUCUGCUUCACGAGCCAGGCGACGAUAAGCUACCCUCGGAGCUCCUUCCAAGGAGGGACAGCAUGAAGGAGCAGGGUCAUCGCCGCUCGUCGGAUAUGGGAAGAAAGUCGAGCGUGUCUUCAAGCGGCAACUCUCGUGCAAAGGCGCCUUCCAAGGAGGACUCCCUUGUUCGCUGGGCUUCGGAUAUGAUCACUCGGGAACUGUUCCAAGUGUUCCUGAAGGAUCUCGGCAAUCGAGUUAUCGGACCAACGAUCUAUGACUUUCUGGAUCCUGUAACCCGCAAAGCGAGGGAGGCUGAGCGAGCAUUGACCCGUGCUCAGGAUCUGAUUCAGGACAAGGAAGCAAAAGAAUUGCCGUCAGAGGAAACGUCAUUUGGCACCCAUGGCACUUCCGCAGAGUUUGGAAUGGAUGUCGCUGUCAAUGGCGAGGCGACAGCAACAGUAGCAGUGUCAGGAUCAGCAGAUAAACCAUCUGGGUCGUCUAAGGCUGGGUCGUCAGGACCCACCAAGCCUAAAUCGGAUUCAGUUCGUCCACCUGUCAAGGCAUUGGACCGAGACUCGCAACAACUUCCUCGCUCUGACGCCAUCCCAAAGCUGCCUAGUUUCAAGAAGAGGACCCAAACCGACUCACCAGUGGCCCGCAAACCACGAUCUGACAAGGAUAAAAAACGGCCCAGCAAGCUCAAGCAGAAGCGACGCACUGGAUCCAGGAAUCACUCCUACUCCCGAUCACGGUCUCGUUCUCGAUCGCGAUCUCGCUCUGGAACUCGCAAUCGUCAUCGCUCACGGUCAGUUUCAGGAUCUCCAUCAAGACAGCGCCAUGCUUUCAAGUCCCAGGGUCGGAUUCCCCGUUCAAUGUCCCGUUCGCGGUCUAGGAGUUACUCUCCCACAGGAAGUCCUUCUCGGGGCCGCACCGCUUUUCGGUACAGGGAAUCAGAGUCUGAUGCAGACCGGAUCAAGGCCGGUGCGUGGAAGCCAAGAGGCGCCCGCAGCUCCUCUAGCCAGGACGAUGAUCGUGGACCCAACCAGCGUCGACAUCCAAAGAAGCAGGACCGACAUGCACGACCAGACCACAAAAAGACGUCUCACAACGGCAACAAGAAGCGCUCUCCUCGACUUCGGGAUUAUCUCAGCAGCAGUGAUGAUGGUCAGGUUGCGGACGACUUUUUGACAGAGUUUCACCAGCGCCAGCCUCAGGGUGAGAGCAGCGAUGAGGGUGAUGAGGAUGAGGACAAUGAGUUCGUUGUGGACGAUGAGGCGGAAGUGGAGAGAAUGGAGGAUGAUGAUGACGGUGAGGUGACCGAAAACGAUGAGAUGGCAGUCGCUGCUGGAAGGGAGAGUGGUGCUGACCAGGACGAUGACGAGACCGGACCCUCUAGAUCCUUGCUUAAACGCAAGCGUGCUCAUGAGCGUGCAUUGGUCAAGGAGGCAGAGCUCAAGAAGUCCAACGAUAUCCUAGCGAUCCCUGAGGCGGAUUCGGGCUCAGACUAUGGGGAAAAUGGAAACAAGUCGCGCAAGAAGAAGGUCAAGAAGCUUUCUACGGCUGUGUCCAAGAAGCCGUCGAUUGAGAAAGUCAGCAAGACCCCACGUCUGGAAGAAAUCCGUUCGGAUGCAGAGUUCCAGGAUGUUGCCGUUGAGGGUGCAAAUCGCUCUUCUACACCGACCAGACGCCAUCUCAAGGAUCCCACCCCCGAAUACUCGGAUUCUUACCUUGUCAGUGGCUCGUCAGACUCAGACUCGGACUCGGACUCGUCCUACUUUGACCUCUACGAGCCUUACGAGUCUGGGAAGACAGAAGGUGGCUUGGUGGUAUCUCAAAAGGAUGCACUACCUUUGGACUUCAACCACGGAGACGAGGAGGAUUUCCAGUUCAUGCGAGCCGCAUUGGAGUUGGAGCGCAAGAGAGCUGCCGAGGAGGAGUCGAGCCGACGCCACGGAGGUAUAUCUUACAACGGCACUGGCGAUAUGGGCGACAGGACGAGUCAACUUCGGAACUUUGAGGCGGCAUUGGCGUUUCAGGAAAGCUCCCGCCUGGAUACGGAACCGUCUGCCCAUCGAACUGGAUCUGCGCGUACCGAAGGCUUUUACAAGAUUUCGGAGAUGGCCAAGGCGAUUUACUUGCCCCAUCGCAAUACGGCACAGGUCAACACGGCGUCCGCCAGGAUCUCGUCCCGUAUGAACCGAGUCAACAACCGACGCAUGUUGGUCGGAAUGGCGACGGACUCGGAUAUCAUGAAGUUCAACCAGCUCAAGGUUCGUAAGAAGCAGCUCCGGUUCGCAAAGUCACCUAUUCACGACUGGGGUCUGUUUGCGAUGGAGAAGGUGGAUGCGAACGACAUGGUGAUUGAGUACAUUGGCGAGGUGAUUCGACAGAAGGUGGCAGACCACCGUGAGAAGCGAUAUGAGCGCAUGGGCAUCGGUUCCAGUUAUCUCUUCCGUGUGGACGACGACACUGUCAUUGACGCCACCAAGAUGGGCAACAUUGCUCGCUUUAUCAACCAUUGUUGCACACCCAACUGCAACGCCAAGAUUAUUACUGUCGACGGGCAGAAGAAGAUUGUCAUUUACGCCAAGCGAGACAUCGAGGAGGGCGAAGAGAUCACGUACGACUACAAGUUUCCUAUCGAAGCCGACAAGAUUCCUUGCCUCUGCGGUUCUCGUGGAUGCCGCGGUACUCUGAACUAA
Molecule: messenger RNA, 4803 nt
Organism: Linnemannia hyalina
Lineage: Eukaryota; Fungi; Mortierellomycota; Mortierellomycetes; Mortierellales; Mortierellaceae
Source: the annotation of a GenBank genome assembly